Messenger RNA from Trichomonas vaginalis G3, 654 nucleotides. Its product is annotated as attachment subunit-related family. The record is from RefSeq and is a predicted model, not a curated record. The transcript has a single exon. The coding region runs from base 1 to 654 and encodes 217 amino acids. NCBI's taxonomy places the organism in Eukaryota, Parabasalia, Trichomonadida, Trichomonadidae.
AUGUUUAACAAAGUCAUAGAAUCUCUUAAACCAAUUGAAAACGACAUAAAAAAUCCCGGUGUUCUUGUAGACCUUUUCGCCUCAAAAUUACCAGUUACAACUAAUCUAAUAGCAACACAAGCUAUAGAGCAAUUUAUUUUAUGUUUUCCCAAGCAAUAUAGACAACACCUGAGGGAAACAAGAAUAGGAAAAUUUCAAUUGGUGUAUCCUACAACAUACAACUAUUACGAAGAAGCAAAUGAAUAUGGAGAACUCUCAUUCCAUUUCACACUUUCAGUUCCUGAGGGAGAAGAAAAAGCAAUCUAUCAUGUACAAUCUCUUGCAGGAUGUGAAGGAAAACCUCACAUAAUAACUACUGUUGCAAUUGACAAACCUGCAAGAGUCGAAGACGAUGUUUUGUUCGCGUCCAUUGCUGGUUUUGGCAUGGGAGAACCAAUUCCAAUUUCCCAUUUCACAGAAUACUCAGCACAACAUUUUCAAAAUGUAGAAUUCGUGUUCUACGACCAUCAAAAGUUCCUGCUAACAAAACCAAAGAAACAAUUUGUCUCAAUAUUUGUUGCUGGUCAUGUGGCUGACAAAGAGCCAUCAGAUACUGACUAUGAAGAAGAGGAGGAGGAAGAAGAAAACGAUAACGAUGUCGUUCUUAUCGAAUAA